AGAAGAAGAAGAAGAAGAAGAAGUCGAUUUAUUAUGUCAGUUUAAUGUGUGACUUCCUGGUUACGCGGUAUAUUCCUCAAUCCGGUUUCUUCUAAAUAUAUAGUAGUACGAGGUGUUCUCCAGACGUUUGAAGGAUUUUUAAUCGACUUUUUUUUAUCUUCAGCUCCAUCAGGGUUUCCUGAGACUGCUGAUCAAAGUUAGCUGCUGAGCUAACUUGUCCGACAGACUGACCAUGUCCGCCUCAACUGGCAGCUCUCCGCCGGGCCACAGCUCAGGCCUUGGCCCGAGUAUGUCUAUGUUCCGAUGGCUGGAGGUGCUGGAGAAGGAAUUUGACAAGGCAUUUGUGGACGUAGAUCUAUUGCUCGGAGAAAUAGACCCUGAUCAAGUGGAUAUAACAUACGAAGGAAGACAGAAAAUGACGAGUCUGAGCUCUUGUUUUGCUCAGCUCUGCCACAAAACCCAGACGGUUUUCCAGCUCAACCACAAAUUAGAGGCCCAGCUGGUUGACCUGCGCUCUGAGUUGACUGAAGCUAAGUCUGAGCGGACAGUCGUGGAAAAGGAGGUCCACGAUCUGCUGCUGCAGCUCCAUUCUCUGCAGCUCCAGCUCAAUGCCAAGCAGGGCCAAGUGGAGGACUCUGACAUCAUCAAAGACAGACUGCUUGCAACAUCCUUGGAAGAGAUGGAACAGGAACUUGAUGCUAGCAAGAAGGAGAAAUUAACUGAGGCAAGACUGGAAGCAGAAGUCCGACUUUUUAAGAAAGAAAACGAGGCCCUUCGUAGACACAUUGCAGUCCUGCAGGCUGAGGUGUACGGAGCCAGACUAGCAGCUAAAUACUUGGACAAGGAACUGGCUGGCAGGGUGCAGCAGAUCCAGUUACUUGGUCGUGACAUGAAAGGACCGGCCCAUGACAAGCUGUGGAACCAGCUGGAGGCAGAGAUUCACCUCCACCGCCAUAAAACAGUCAUCCGUGCAUGUCGAGGCCGCAGCGACCCAAAGAAGUCUCUUCCCUCUCCUGUGGGACAUGACCCUGACACACUGAAGAAAACCCAGGGAGUGGGUCCCAUCAGAAAGGUGGUGCUCCUGAAGGAGGAUCACGAAGGCCUAGGAAUCUCCAUCACAGGUGGGAAGGAGCAUGGUGUUCCCAUUCUGAUUUCAGAGAUCCAUCCUAACCAGCCUGCAGACAGAUGUGGAGGUCUGCAUGUUGGAGACGCCAUCCUUGCUGUCAACAGCAUCAACCUGCGAGAUGCAAAACACAAAGAAGCCGUCACCAUUCUGUCUCAGCAGCGAGGACAAAUUGAGUUCGAGGUGGUGUACGUGGCCCCAGAAGUGGACAGUGAUGAUGAGAAUGUGGAGUAUGAAGAUGACAGCGGCCACCGGUACCGACUCUACUUGGAUGAACUGGAGGACAGCAGCACAACAGCGCCACCAGGCAACAGCUCAGCAUCACUUCAGGCUCUGGAGAAGAUGACACUGAACAAUGGACCGGAGAACGGAAACCCUGGGAUCCCCUCUCAGAAAAAUCCACAGGAAACUCCGUCAAAGCCACCAGACACGGACUACUCCUCAUAAAAUGCCAAACUGACCUCUGGGAUUUUUGGACAAGAACUGAAACAAUUCAGUGACAAUCUGAGAAACUUGGGGAAACCGACUUUUACUGUCCAUUUUCCCAUCUUUCUCUUUUAGUCUAGAUGAAGUGCAGUUUGUGGCUUGUGGCACUUGAUCGCAGUUAUUUUUAUGUGAAAGUUUGAUGCCAUGUUAAUGGGACUGGGAAAAUUUGAGAAUGUUUUUAGCAAUGGGAGCUGACAGGAAUACCUUAUAGGAGAGAAAUAUGCACGCUGACAUGGAAGUGGAAUAAUUUCAUCUCUUUAUUGAUAAAAUGCUUCAGAGCUUCUGUCUGGGGAGACGGUGUGUGUUGGUUCAUUAUCUGGUUUUAAAUAAGGAAGCCUUUUCAGAAAAAGAUUCUGAAAGAAAAAUAAGUUUGUUAGAAACGUAGGACAACUUUCACAAUGAACUCAUUUAGGCAUCAAAUAUUUUAGACAGGGUCUGUUUUUUCUUUUUUAACAGUGACUAUAGAUAUGUUUUAAUGUGUAAACUCCUAUUUGUGUAAUCAGAAGAUUAAGAUGCAACGUGCUGUUUGGUGACCCACCUUGUCCUUCCGUAGCUCUUAGGCUAACAACUGACCCUUUUUAGGUUGCUGAUGUUACUUUUGAUUUUUUCUUCUUUUUUUUUGGUUUUUGUAAACCUCUUGGCUUUUCUUGAGGUUUUUUUUUAACCAAAUAAUUUCAAAAAUAGCAUGAUACAUUUUUUUAAUCACUACUGUCCCUGAAAGUCCAUAAAAAUGAAUGAAUCCUUGUCCUGACAUAUUUAGUUGAUAGUUGAACAGGAGUAGGUCAGUGUUGUCAUCGGCAACAGUAUCACAUGUCCUAAAUAUGUUUAGAGGAGACUACUGUACCCAUCUCUGUUAUGAAUAGACAAUCCUGUUUAUUUUCUGAUAUUUGGUAUGUGUGCUCUUUAAAGCUGCUGCAUUUCCUCGUUCUUUUUAAAACCGUUGUGGAACGCCUCCCAGUAUAACUGUGGAGAAGGUUUGACUGCACCAGUUUUUCCAGGCUUCCACUUCUGCAAUCCAUGUAUUCAGCUGAAUCGUUUAUUAUCCACCUGCUUGUUUUUGAACUUGAAUAAACCAUUUAUUUGUCAUAA
Molecule: messenger RNA, 2698 nt
Organism: Xiphophorus couchianus (Monterrey platyfish)
Lineage: Eukaryota; Metazoa; Chordata; Actinopteri; Cyprinodontiformes; Poeciliidae
Gene: gopc
Product: golgi-associated PDZ and coiled-coil motif containing
Exons: 9
Coding region: 233-1570 (445 amino acids)
Biological process (GO): negative regulation of protein localization to cell surface
Cellular component (GO): membrane; trans-Golgi network transport vesicle; Golgi apparatus
Molecular function (GO): transmembrane transporter binding
Source: RefSeq, a predicted model, not a curated record